UGAACAUAACCUAGUACGAUCAUCAUCAUCAUGAUCAUCAUUGUAUUUCAUCAUAGAAACCGGUUUCAAUCAUCAUCACCAGUCUCUGAAUGUGGCUGGUGGGCAAUUCUUAGGCAGUUUCAGAUUCUCUGGACAUAACAAGGAGGGAAUUGGGUUUGGAAGAAAUCGUCUCUGCAACACCUUAAUCUUUUGGGUUCUUCUUCUUCUUCCUCCAUCCCCCUCUUAUGGGGGUAUCUUCUGAUAACCUCAAUGGCCUUGUCUUGGCCGUUUCGUCGAGUUUUUUCAUUGGAUCCAGCUUUAUAGUGAAGAAGAAAGGACUCAAGAAAGCAGGGCUUAAUGGACUAAGAGCAGGUUCAGGGGGGUACUCUUACUUGUACGAGCCUUUGUGGUGGGCUGGGUUGCUAACUAUGAUUAUUGGUGAGCUAGCUAAUUUUGCUGCUUAUGCAUUCGCUCCUGCAAUUCUUGUAACUCCAUUGGGGGCUUUAAGUAUUAUUUUCAGCGCACUGCUAGCUCAUUUUUUGUUGAAUGAAAAAUUGCACAUUUUUGGCAUGCUUGGCUGUCUUCUUUGUGUGGUGGGCUCCAUCAGUAUCGCCUUACAUGCUCCACAAGAAAGAGCCAUUGAAUCAGUAAAGCAAGUAUGGCAACUAGCUACUCAGCCAGGUUUCAUUGUUUACACUUGCUUUGUUUUGAUUAUGGUUCUCAUCCUCAUUUUCUUGUUUGUGCCAAAAUAUGGGCAAAAACAUAUGACAGUAUACAUUGGGAUCUGCUCACUGAUGGGAUCAAUUACGGUUAUGAGUGUGAAAGCAUUGGGAAUUGCUUUGAAGUUAACAUUUUCAGGAUCGAAUCAGUUCAAAUACUUCCAGACAUGGUUCUUCACGGUGGUUGUUGUUGUCUGUUGUGUCCUGCAGAUGGACUAUUUGAACAAGGCAUUGGACACUUUUAACACUGCUGUUGUAUCUCCCGUCUACUAUGUUAUGUUCACUUCACUCACAAUCAUUGCCAGCAUGAUCAUGUUCAAGGACUGGGACUCACAAAAUGCAUCACAAAUUGCAACUGAAUUAUGUGGCUUUGUGACCAUUCUUUCUGGAACCUUUCUCCUCCAUAAGACCAAGGAUAUGGGUGAUGAUAUGUCCCCACAAUCAUCUCUCUUUGCAAGUCCAAAUACUGAACCCAGUAUCUUCAGAAGUCCAAACCAUGAAGUUCCAAUCUUCUCAAAUCCAAACGAGGAACCUCAUAUCUUCACAAAUUCAAAAUCAGCCUCCAGAAAGGUAUAGACAUCACAUUCUAAUGUGGAUUUAUAACCUCUAGAGUCAUACCCCUUUGGCAAAUAUUCUCCUCUAAUCUUAAAGAAGCAAAUGGACAUGUUAAUGCAAGAACUUGACGAUGUCUACUCAACUGUUAACCCAAAACUUACAAAAUUUGUAGAGGUCCCAUGGGUAGAAAAACAUCUGUAGAAGUCUACUGAGCACUCUCCAUGCCUUGUGAUGCUAAAUUUCGAGGUGGUUUUCCACUAUUGUACUUUGUGAAUCCACCAUACUCGGUGAUAGUUUGUUAAAGGAAUUUUAGUGUUUGAUUAUAUUUAAUUA
Messenger RNA from Telopea speciosissima, 1586 nucleotides. Its product is annotated as probable magnesium transporter NIPA1. Gene Ontology annotation, molecular function: magnesium ion transmembrane transporter activity. The transcript is spliced from 9 exons. The record is from RefSeq and is a predicted model, not a curated record. Gene Ontology annotation, biological process: magnesium ion transport. Gene Ontology annotation, cellular component: membrane. Bases 225 to 1274 code for a protein of 349 amino acids. Lineage: Eukaryota; Viridiplantae; Streptophyta; Magnoliopsida; Proteales; Proteaceae.